This is a messenger RNA of Cucumis melo (muskmelon), 2371 nucleotides long. Its product is annotated as mitogen-activated protein kinase 9. Gene Ontology annotation, cellular component: cytoplasm; nucleus. Gene Ontology annotation, molecular function: ATP binding; MAP kinase activity. The record is from RefSeq and is a predicted model, not a curated record. The transcript is spliced from 13 exons. Gene Ontology annotation, biological process: protein phosphorylation; intracellular signal transduction. The coding region runs from base 530 to 1984 and encodes 484 amino acids. Lineage: Eukaryota; Viridiplantae; Streptophyta; Magnoliopsida; Cucurbitales; Cucurbitaceae.
UAAAAUUUUUAUGAACUUAAAACUAAGUUUUGAUAUAUUUUCGUGAUAGCUUUGUUUCAAAUUUGAAAGCAUAAAAUUGGUAUGUCAAGUUAAAACUAUUAGAUCAUUGCAAUAGGAAAAGGAAAUGUUGGAAAAUGGGGGGUUGAAGGUUGAAGGUUGAAGGUUGAAGGGUGUUCCAAUGCCAGAUUUGUUGACGCCAGAUUUAGUUUAGGCCAGAGUUUGUGGCGCUGAUGAUUGGCCACCGAGAAAAUCUCCAAAGAUGAAGAAGGGAAAAUGGUGGAAUUCAAUGGCAGAGAGCUGAAUCAGAACCGAUGAAUGCUGGUUUUAUAUGGUGAGACAAUUUCUUGUGGUAGAUCUUCUCUUUGGUUUUACUAUCAAUACAUUUUCUCUUAAUUUCUCAUUUAAACAAUUGAUUCGGCCCCUCCGACCAUUCCAACUCCUAAUAUAGUAGCCAUUAUCGGUCGGUCUGAGGCCCUGAAUCUCAGUUUUGAUACAUAUUGUAACCCAAUUGACGUUAAUCUGCUCUACCAUGGAUCGCCUCAAUAAGGGUGAUAAGCAAUCAGAAUUUUUCACAGAGUAUGGAGAAGCAAGCCGAUACCAAAUUCAAGAAGUUAUUGGGAAAGGAAGCUACGGAAUUGUUGGUUCUGCCGUUGACACCCAGACUGGUGAAAGAGUUGCCAUCAAGAAAAUUAAUGAUGUGUUUGAGCAUGUAUCUGAUGCCAUACGCAUCCUCAGAGAAAUUAAGCUUCUCCGGAUGCUUCAUCAUCCAAAUAUUGUAGAGAUAAAGCAUAUUAUGCUUCCUCCCUCACAACGAGAAUUCAAAGAUAUAUAUCUUGUUUUUGAGUUGAUGAAGUCUGAUCUUCACCAUGUAAUUAAGACAAAUAAUGAUCUUUCUCCCCGGCAGCAUAAAUUUUUCCUGUACCAGCUUCUUAGUGGCCUAAAAUAUAUUCAUACUGCAAAUGUCCUUCAUCGAGAUUUGAAGCCAAAAAACAUACUUGCUAAUGCGGACUGCAGACUCAAGAUAUGUGAUUUUGGACUUGCUCGUGUAUCUUUUAGUGAUGCACCAUCUACUAUUUUCUGGACAGAUUAUGUUGCAACUCGAUGGUAUCGUGCUCCUGAACUAUGUGGAUCAUUUUUCUCGAGAUAUACCCCUGCUAUAGAUAUAUGGAGUAUCGGAUGCAUAUUUGCAGAAAUGCUGACAGGGAGACCUUUGUUUCCUGGAAAAAAUGUGGUUCACCAAUUAGAUCUAAUCACCGAUCUGUUUGGCUCUCCGGAACCUGAGGCCAUAGCAAAGAUUCGUAAUGAGAAGGCGAGAAGGUAUCUCGGAAACAUGCGUAAAAAACAACCAGUUCCAUUCUCACGAAAGUUUCCUAAUGUUGACCCAAUGGCACUUUGUUUACUGGAACGUCUCCUAGCAUUUGAUCCCAAAUGUCGUCUAACAGCUGCAGAGGCCCUUGCUGAUCCUUACUUCAACGGCAUGGCGAAACCAGAACUUGAACCUUCUAUUCAACCAAUUUCAAAACUUGAGUUUGAGUUUGAAAGGAGGAAGUUAUCCAAAGAUGAUGUUAGAGAGUUGAUUUAUGCAGAGAUUUUAGAGUAUCAUCCCCAGUUGCGUCAGGGUUGUCUACGUGGUGGAGAUCAUCCAACUACCUUCAUGUAUCCAAGUGGGGUCGAUCGAUUUAAGCUUCAGUUUGCACAUCUGGAAGAGCACCACGGUAAAGGUGAAAGAAGAAGUCCACUUCAAAGGCAGAACAUUUCUUUACCUCGGGAGCGGGUUAGUCCCACCGAGCAGAACAACACUGAGAAUAACAUCGAUUCCGAAAGAGGGAAAGAUAAUUGUGCUCAUCUCUUGAAAAGUGCAAGUAUCAGUGCAUCGAGAUGUGUUGGAGUAAUACCAAAGGAGAAGUCUGAGGUGGAAGAAACUGAAGUGAAAAAUGAAGCAGUGGAUGGCUUGUCUAAAAAGAUUGCUGUCCUUCAAACUUAAAGUUGAUAUAUUUAGCUACUGAAGACAGGAGGCAGAAGGUUUUGAUCUGACCACAUUUUUCCUGGAAAACAGAUGGUUGAUUGGACGAAUUUCACUUGUCCCUCAUCUUUAAUAAAUAUAGAGCAGACAUACCCUCCUCUUGUAUAUAAUCUCUUAUAUUUUUGUAAAGCUAACCUUGUAGUUUGUGCAUACCACACAUUUACACAAAUAAAGGUAUAUUUGCACCGUAGUAUUGUGUGGUAAAAAUUUCAUAACAAAGCAUAUGAUUAUAAGUUGUCUCUGGUUUUGUAUCCUUAGAGUAACUACUGUUGUUUCAACUCAACAGAGUAAAUCGUGUAAAAUUAUAUGUUCAAUCCAAUUAGAACUACUUUUUGAUUAGUUUGGCAA